This is a messenger RNA of Saprolegnia parasitica CBS 223.65, 591 nucleotides long. RefSeq lists its product as hypothetical. The transcript has a single exon. The record is from RefSeq and is a predicted model, not a curated record. Lineage: Eukaryota; Oomycota; Saprolegniomycetes; Saprolegniales; Saprolegniaceae. Bases 1 to 591 code for a protein of 196 amino acids.
AUGCAGAGUCCGCGCGUACGGCGCUACUCGGAGCCAACGACCCGAUCGCGCCACCUCUUGGAGCCUGUCGUCGCCCUCGCGCGCAAGUCGUUUCCGUGGAUGAGCGCGACGGGCCGCAUACCGACGCCGCUCCCGUGGUCCCCGGACGACGACAUGGACGGUGAGGACGAAGAAGAAAAAGAGCAAGACGCGCCCGGUGGUUGCGUCCGGUCCAGUGACGCCGACGCGUGGCGCCGGGUCGUGGAUAUCGAGGCCGAGUGCCGCGUGACGCUGACGGCGUGUCUGUCGGUGCGAGAGAUCAAUUUGCGCCAGCACACGCUGCUCUCGACGCGCCUCGCCGACUACGCGGCGCUUCUCCAGCGCUACAAGCAAGCGGCGGCCGCGCACGCGCAGUGGACCACGAUCACCGCCAUGGUCCAGAACGAGCUGCCGCGCUGCUUGGACCAAGUGGCCGUCAACCUCAAUGACAACGACGGCAAGGUGCUCGCUCUCCAGCGCCAACUGAUGCAGCUCUCCCGCCAGCGCGAGACCCUCGAAGAGCGGCUUCUGCACCAUACGUCGCGGGUAACGACGGCCGUUCAAAGCGCUUAA